CUGCACCCUGGGGACGCUUACAGAUCUGCGAGUCCCCGUUGCUGUCGCCGUCACGCUGCGAAGACACGGCGGCUGUGAGCCAUGAACCUGGGCAGGCUGCGCCGGCGAAACAGCCAUGACAACUACUUCCUCGAGGGGCCCCCCAACGGCAGGUCCCAGCUGUGGCAGAGGCGCUCGCUCAACAGCCCCGGCAGCACCAAGAACCUGCAGAACCUGGCCGCCGCGCUCGGGACCUCACCUAGGGGACGCAGCCAGGUCACUCGUUCUCGCUCCAACUCCCUGCUGGACUACAGUGAUGCCAUAAGGACGACCGUCGUGCUGGAGAAGCAGGACAACGAGACGUUCGGCUUCGAGAUCCAGACGUACGGGCUGCGGGUGGAGAACAGCACGCAGAUGGAGAUGUGCACAUUCGUGUGCUCUGUGCAGCAGGACAGCUCGGCUGAGCGUGCAGGACUCACCGCAGGCGACAUCAUCGUCACGGUCAACGGGGUCUGCACGGAGGGCUCGACGCACCAGUGCAUUGUGGAUCUCAUCCGCAAGUCCACCAACGCGUUAAAGUUGGAGACGGUCAGCGGUGCCGUGGUCAAGAGGAUCGAGCUGGAGAGGAAGCUGAAACAGCUGAAGCAAAGCCUGCGAGAGAAAUGGGUGGAGCUCCGCACGCUGGCGCAGCGGGAGAGAGAGCUCGGCGGAGGCAACCUGAACGACUGCUCGUCCCCGUCCUCCCCCAGUAUGCGGGGUGGUCUGCGUUCCUCCAGCGACAGCAGCUGCCGGAGCCUGAUGAUGGAGGACAGCGAGGACUGCGUCCCCCCUGUGUUCGAAGACCCCUUGAGCCCGACGUACGACGGCUGCUUCUUCGGCGACUUCCCUCCGAGGGGCGCCGCUGUGUCGCGCUCGCGGAGCAUCAGCCUGGGCAGCGGCGGCAGCAGCGGUCCUGCCUCCCCCCGCUGGGACCUCGCCGACGCCUCCUCCCCGUUCGGCACGGUGCCCCGGCGGCCCAGGCACGGCAGCGUCAGGAAGCGCUUCCUUAAGUUCAUCCCGGGCCUCCACCGAUCCGUCGAGGAGGAGGAGAGCGGCUGAAGGGCGUCUCCGUGGCAACGAGUUUCCGCGACGACGAACCAUACACUUUCUCGGCUGUAGCAGCACGAUGGCAUUACCGGCGAGACGGACUGGGGCUGCAGUGCCGGACCCCCAGCGCGCACACUGAGACGCAAACUUCCACGGCCCCCAAAGAUGUCACUCAUAUUCCCUGUAGACUUUUCCGGCAAAUUUCACAAUCGUUUUCCGCAAGCGAUGCAUACAGUUUUGCUUCCUGUUAACACAAAUGGUCGAUGGUAGUUUUUUUCACAAGCUGGUUGAGGAGCUGCUGUGAAAGAACUCUGUUCUCACAUCUUUUUCUAAACAUAUAUAUAUAUAUAUAUAUGCAUCUUGUAGCAUUACUGUUUUUUAACCACAAAACCGUGUUAAAAGCAUGGUAUUUCACUCAGGUUGGCUUGACAGCUUUCCACCUUACAGCAGAUGAGCUUUCUGCACAAACAGAGAGCAUCCUGAAUGAGGGAAUCUCUCCUUUUGGGGCACAGAACUGAUCCCCCUUAACCGCGGCCCCCCCUGCUGUCCGCUGCAGGCCUCGCGGCGCAAUCAGCUCUCGAUUUGCCUCUUCGCUGUUCAUAACGGAAAACAUGAAUCGAAGAUGCGUGGAGGACAAGCCGAGCUGCACGCUCUCAGCGAAGGAUCUCUCAGUCGCUCUGCAACGUGUCUCCAGCAGCGUCUUUUUGCGAAUGGACCGAAAACUGGGUCUCCGAGCAGGAGGAGGUGCCCUGAAAGCAUUAAUGUUCAUAAAACCUCACUAAUUCCACUAAUUGUACCGUAAUUCACCUAAUAGAGGGAAACGAGCGUUCUGUGCCCCACGCUGUUAUUCCGUUCGUCGCUCCAUGCAACCUUGUCGCUAGUUCUUCCUCGCGGGGCUGUCUUCAAAGGAUCCGGAUGUGAAGAUGACCCAGAAUGCAGAACUUGAACUGCCUUCAGCAGGGACCGAAUACAUUUUAUAGCCAUCUUUCCUAAUGUGAAGAGCUGCAAAGGUGUGCAAACGAUUUUGCAUCAUUACGUACUGUAACCGGACCUGCUGGCCGGUGGGAAACCGGUCGACUUCGGCCUCGGCUCCGAGCGCCGUCACCUUCCGAGACAGAGGGCGGUGGAGAGAACCCGAGGGCCCUGCGGUCCUCCAUCAGGUGCUGCACGCUGCGCACACUCUUCAAAACAGGAUGUGGUGGAGAAAGGUGCGAAGCGUGCAGACGCAUUUUCCGUAGUGGCUUCCUGGUCCUCUAUAUCCUCGCUGAUAUUUGUGCUCAACCCUGUUGUUCGCGACCCAAUUUUUAACGCGCAAACGAUUUUACCUUUUUUAAACCUUCAGCACGAGCAACCGAAUGUACGACGACUGCAGUUCCCUCUCAUAUUUGCUUCUCAUGUAUAUUUUUGUAGCCUUACGGUAUAUUUCAUGUCGUGUUCUGUCUGACAGUUACAUCAUUGCCACAGUGAUAUGUUUUAUAUUUUUGUGAUGUUUGAUAAUAAAACACA
Messenger RNA from Scleropages formosus (Asian bonytongue), 2571 nucleotides. RefSeq names its product cytohesin-interacting protein-like. The record is from RefSeq and is a predicted model, not a curated record. The transcript is spliced from 8 exons. Bases 82 to 1077 code for a protein of 331 amino acids. Gene Ontology annotation, molecular function: protein binding. Lineage: Eukaryota; Metazoa; Chordata; Actinopteri; Osteoglossiformes; Osteoglossidae.